GCCCGUGGGCUUCUCACGACGAAGCUGCGCAAAGGUCUGCUUGAUAGAUACUGAUUUCUUUGUGCUGCCUUUCUCUCUUUUGUUCGUGGUAGCCUAUAUCGUUAAUUUGGUCGUGCCUUUCAUCUCGACUUCUGCUCGUAGUUGUUCUUGAUGACGUGCUUGGGGUUUCGUUGUGGGGUUAGUCUUGGUUGGACCAUUCGUAACUUUCUUGUUCAUCCGGUCAAUUGGGGUUUACUCGUAGCUUUCUCUAAAAAAUGUCAUUUGCUAUCGCGGAGUUAGGUGCCAUGGCAUGAUGGUUCUGCUGCCCACAACAAAUGGUCUUCUUGCCCAUUGACUAAGAAAACGAAACAUGAUGGUUUUGCUGCCCACCUUUAAAGUGGGUGAUGGGUGAUCUCUGUCGCAUUCGCAUUUCAUCGAGCAGGUUCUCCUCUUCCACCAGCCAUGGCGUCGUUGCCGUCGUCCGUCACGGUGCUCGACCGGUUCCAAGUGUCCCCGCCCCCUGGCUCCGCCCCGAACGCCUCCCUCCCUCUCACCUUCUUCGACGUCGUCUGGCUCCCCACCGGCCCCGUCGAGCGCAUCUUCUUCUACCCCUUCCCCCACCCCACCUCCCACUUCGUCUCCCACCACCUCCCCUCCCUCAAGUCCUCCCUCUCCCGCGCCCUCCGCCACUUCUACCCCUUGGCCGGCCGCGUCGUGCCGCCUUGCGGCCCCUCUCCCGAAGCCAAGUUCCAGAUCCGGUGCUCGGACGGCGACUCCGUGUCUCUCACUCUGGCGGAGAGCUCUGAUGACUUCCGACAACUGUCUGGCGACCAGCCGCGUGGAUUUGGCAGGGUGUACGGCUUGAUCCCUCAGUUGCCGCCCACCGGCGACGGUUCUAUCCCCCUAUUAGCGUUGCAGAUCACGGUGUUCCCGGAUCAAGGCGUCAGCAUCGGCGUCGCGGUUCAUCACGUGGCCUGCGACGAUUCCAGCUCCAUCCACUUCGUGAAGUCAUGGGCUGCUGCUGCCGCUUGUAGCGUAGAAGAUCCAUCCGAGUCUCCGCUUUCGCCCCCUCCUCUCUGCGACCCGACCGUGAUCGCAGAUCCGGAUGGAUUGUACUACAAAAUUCUCACGGAAAUGCAAAAUCUGAAGUCAGCCGGACCACCUCCGGCGCCGCUCGACCUGCCUCCCGUCGGCACGGAGCAGGGCGAUGCGGUCAUUGCCUCGUUCCUGAUCGGGCGCGAGCAGAUCGACCGGCUCAAACAAGGCGCCAUGGCUAGAGCCGGCGCGACCCACGUCUCGACCUUCGUGGUGGCAUGUGCCUUCGCUUGGGCGUGCCUGGUGAGAGCUCAAGCCGGCUUCUACGCCGGCAAGAAGAGCGCCCAUUUACUGUUCUCGGUCGAGUGCAGGGGGCGCCUGGAGCCGCCGGUUCCAGCGGGCUACUUCGGCAACUGCCUGAGGCCGUGCUUCGUGGAGGUGUCGAUGAGCGACCUCAUCAAAGACGACGGCGUCUUCGCGGCGGCGGAGGCCAUCGGCAGAGCGAUCAAGGGGUUGGAACACGGCAUUCUCAAAGGCGCAGAGGGAUGGCUUGAGAAGAUCGUUUCUCUGACGGCCGAGCGGCCCAUGUCGAUCGCCGGUUCACCGAGGUACCGCGUUUACGAUGCAGACUUGGGGUGGGGAAGGCCAAUAAAGGUGGAGAUGACCUCGAUCGAGAAGACGCCGGGCACCGUGUCCCUCGCGGAGAGCAGGGAUGGAGGAGGAGGGAUCGAGAUGGGUUUGGUGCUCCCAGAGAAGGACAUGGAUGAGUUCGCUCGUGCUUUCCUUGUGGCCUCGAGCUUUCUUGAAACAUGAUCAAUAUAUGAUGGUUAUAAUAUGUGGAUUUCGAUGA
Musa acuminata subsp. malaccensis (wild Malaysian banana) is the source of this 1864-nucleotide messenger RNA. RefSeq names its product anthocyanidin 3-O-glucoside 6''-O-acyltransferase-like. NCBI's taxonomy places the organism in Eukaryota, Viridiplantae, Streptophyta, Magnoliopsida, Zingiberales, Musaceae. The record is from RefSeq and is a predicted model, not a curated record.